UCUCAGCACAGCAAAGUGAUCUGUAAAUACCAUCCAGGCCAGCGCAGCCUUCCAAAUAUAACUAAACUAACUUUUCUGCAGGCGGCUGAAGGGGCCCCACUCGGAGACUCUGCAGUCUGGACUGUGUUGGUCUCACUUGUUUAAAUGGACUUCCAGAAGGAGAGGGGCAAUCUGGAGGAAGUGGAGAUUGACCUGGAGGAUUCCAGUGACGCGGAGGAUCUCGACGACGGGGAGCGAGCGGAGGCGCCAUGGAGGACCCGCCCUGACCUGCGGGACGAAGAGGAAAACAUUGAUACGUCUUCUUUGGUGGAUAUCAGCGAUACCAAACCUCUGCUCAAUAUCAGAGACCCUCGAGGGAUCAACGACUGCCUCAAGGUGACCUUUGAGGACGUUAUCGCAGAGCCGUUGUCAGUGCGCAGUGGCGACCGAGUCUGGAUCUGGAGCCACGCCCUUUUCGAGCUAUGCAGAGUGUGGAUGUACCGGGCGUUCACAGUGCUUCUGGCCCUUCCCAUGUCUCUUCUCUCUGGGCUCCUCUUCGCCGUCCUCAGCUACCUCCACGUCUGGAUGAUACGCCCGAGCAUGCAGGCCAUUCUGAUGGGAACUCGCUGGCUGCAGAGCCUGUGGAAGGCGACGCUGGACGUCUUGGUGCGCCCCCUGCUGACUAGCACAGGACGAUGCUGUGGCAGCUUCAGCGUUCACCUGGCAGAGAAUUGACACGUUUUUCUUUUGUUUUUUGCCAAGCGGACGUUCUUAUGGUUGAAUUUUGAGAUCAUAUUUACUGUUUUGCUCACACCUCAGCAAACAUAACAACCUUUCUGCGUGCUUCAAAUAGCUAACAAAGUAACUUUCACAUGGAAAUAUAUGGGGUAUUUGAAAAAACAACAACAAACAUAAUUCUUAUGUUUACAUCAUGUAAACAGUGCCAGUCAAAAGAUGCUUACAUAAUUCAAUGACAAAGGGAUGUGACAAAAAUUCAGACAGCUACCGUAUAAGCAAUGAUAAACAUAGCUAUUAUAUCAUACAUUUUUACGUAUUUUCUGGACUACAAGGCACACUUAAAAUAUUUUUUUCCCCUCAAAACUCGACAUUGGCCUUAUAACCCGGUGCGAUUAAUGUAAGGAAUAAGAUUGGUGGAACUUACCCACCUCGAAGCUAUUUUAUUUGGUACAUGGUGUGAUGAUAAGAGUGACCAUUGGAUGGCAGUCAAACAUAAGAGAUAUGUGUGGGCUGCUCUGUGAUGGCAAUAUGUCUCAAGUAAACAGCACCAACAUUUUAAAUGUUCCAAUUGAAAUUAUAGAACAUUACACACACGCUCAAAAAUCUAUCAAAAUAUUUUAGUACGACUUUGGUAAGCGAUGAAGCCGCACCGCUUGAUGGAUUGUCGGCGCAUUAAACCUACAAGUAUUAUUAUGGUGUGUGUAUAAGGUAAGACAUAUUAUCUGGCGUUUCGUUUCGCAAUAAUAUGCAAAAGCAACUUUUCUUAUCUUCUGGUACCUGCUGAUCUGUAUUUGGGAUCUGCAUAAAUCCUGAAAAAUUGCGAAUGUCCGCCUUUGUAGUCCGUGUCGACCCCGUAGUCGAUAAACUUCUUCUUUUUCUCUAUCUUCUUGUUACGGGACAUUCAUCCUCCGCUGUUGACAUUUCUAAUAUAAAGUUAAGUUAAAGAAGUUAAUGAUUGUCACACACACACCAGGUGUGGUGAAAUGUGUCCUCUGCAUUUGACACAUCCCUUUGAUCACUCCCUGGGAGGUGAGGGGAGCAGUGGGCAGCAGCCGUGCCGCGCCCGAGAAUCAUUUAUGGUGAUUUAACCCCCAAUUCGAACACUUGAUGCUGAGCGCCAACCAGGGAGGAAAUGGGUCCCAUUUUUUUUAUAGUCUUUGGUAUGACUCGACCAGGGUUUGAACUCACGACCUACCGAUCUCAGGGCGGACACUCUAGCCACUAGGUCACUGAGUAGGUCAGUAGUGUAAAGUUCUUACUUAUAUACGUAUGUCAGUAAACUCGUCAUGAAAGUACUGAAACAUACCGGUGUAGUCAGUUUACAUUAUUCACUUAGGGAAAUUUAGUCAUUAGAGUUCCGAUCCGUCGGUUUUUCACGGGACACAUUUCUGGUGUUGCUGUUUCCAGAUGAGGAGAUGCUGCUCCGAUAUUGAUUGAAGUAAAGUUAUCUCCAUCUUUUGACACUUUUUCCACUCCCGUCCUUGCAUGCUACACCGCUAGAACAAAGAUGACGGGGAGAAGACACUGCCAAAGGUGAGCCACGUAAAUAAGACCGCCCACAAAACGGUGCAUCCGGAAGUAACUGUCAGAAAGCGGCUUGAAGAUGAUCCGUAAAACAUCAUCUAUUCAACAUUUUGAUCAAAUAACCACAAUUACAUGUUAUGUAGACCACAAGGAAGUGUUUUCCAUUUAGAAAAACUAAAUUUCAAUAUGACUCCUUUAAUCUGCCCUAUAAUCCGGUGCGCCUAAUAUAUGAAAAUUCAUCGGCAGUGCACCUUAUAAUCCGGUGCGCCCUAUGGUCCGGAAAAUACAGUAAUAAUUUUAUUAAGAUGUUUUUGGCCAGCACUUCAAAACAACCAACAAUGUAAUGAUCAAUUGUUUACAUUUUUUAUUGCAUAAAUAAUAGGAAUAUCUGUCAUACAGAAAGAGAAUGAAGUCGGCAAACUUUAGAUCAAUCCAUCCAUCUUCUUCCGCUUAUCUGAGGUCGGGGCCCUGGGGGCAGCAGCCUAAGCAGAAAAGCCCAGACUUCCCUCUCCCCAGCCACUUGGUCCAGCUCUUCCUGGGGGAUCCUGAGGCGUUCCCAGACCAGCUGGGAGACAUAGUCUUCCCAACGUGUCCUGGGUCUUCCCCGUGGCCUCCUACCGGUCGGACAUGCCUUAAACACCUCCCUAGGGAGGUGUUAGGGUGGCAUCCUGACCAGAUGCCUGAACCACCUCAUCUGGCUCCUCUCGAUGUGGAGGAGCAGUGGCUUUAUUUCGAGCUCCUCCCGGAUGACAGAGCUUCUCACCCUAUCUCUAAGGGAGAGCCCCGCCACCCGGCAGAGGAAACUCAUUUCGACCGCUUGUACCCGGGAUCUUGUCCUUUCGGUCAUAAUCCACAGCUCACCACCAUAGGUGAGGAUGGGAACGUAGAUGGACCGGUAAAUUGAGAGCUUUGCCUUCCGGCUCAGCUCCUUUUUCACCACAACGGAUCGAUAUGGCGUCCGGAUUAUUGAAGACGCCGUACCGAUUCCUCCUGUCGAUCUCAUGAUCCACUCUUCCCUCACUCAUGAACAAGACUCCGAGGUACUUGAACAAGAUCUCCUCCCUUUUCCGGACGAGAACCAUGGACUCGGACUUGGAGGUACUGAUUCAUAAGGGGAGUUUUUUUUUACUUUGUCCCAGGGAGAUGGGCACAUUAAUAGGGACACCUCUCAGUAAUUUACUGUCUAUUGCAUCUUGUAGGACUUCAUGUGUGUUAUACUGUAACCAUGAUCAAUUUACAGCAAUAAUAAUCAUUUUUCAUAUUUCUA
This is a messenger RNA of Nerophis ophidion (straightnose pipefish), 3508 nucleotides long. RefSeq names its product caveolin-2-like. Gene Ontology annotation, molecular function: molecular adaptor activity. Bases 145 to 714 code for a protein of 189 amino acids. The record is from RefSeq and is a predicted model, not a curated record. Gene Ontology annotation, cellular component: caveola. Lineage: Eukaryota; Metazoa; Chordata; Actinopteri; Syngnathiformes; Syngnathidae. Gene Ontology annotation, biological process: caveola assembly. The transcript is spliced from 3 exons.